UAGCUAUGUUAGUGGUCAGGUGAACAGUAGUCCGAGGGCGUUUGCUAUAGCCUUAGUCCGUAUGCAGUUGGACAGAAGGUUAGGAAGGCAGAAUGAACACAGCUACAGCAGUUUGGGUGGGAAUAUUUGUAUUUAUACAAAGCAUUCUUGCAUUCACUGAAGCUGUCGAUGAAAUUGGAAACGUGAAGAAUGGAUUUCCAUAUCCCGUUUUUGGCUCUGAUGUGAACGUAACGUGUGGAGUUCAAGAGAUGGAAGUAGCUAUAUCAAAUGAUUAUAUACUUCGACAUUCUGAUAGGAUUAGUUCUGUCAAUCGACUUUGUUUGGGAGAUCGAACAUGCUGUGCGGAUUAUGUGAACGGGAAAUUAUCAGUCCGGAUUUCAAAGGAUUUUUCUAAGUGUGGCAACAAGAUUUCAGUCACGGAAACUGUGAACUCAACUGGAAAAAUAACUCAUUAUAAGUUUACUAAUAAAUUAAUAUAUGACGGAGGCUCCGGUCCAAUUGCGAGAGACUUUGUUCUUUUAAAUUUUCAUUGUCUUUAUCGUUCGGAAAUGUUGGUGACAGCAAAACCGAAGGACAGCGUUAUUUCCUCUCACGUGAUCAAGAUUAAGAAGGUCAGAGGUGAAAUAGGAGUUUUCAAGUCGGAUACAUUUGAUGAGAAGUACGAUAAGUUACCGACGACGCCUAAUUCUGAUCCAGUAUUUAUAAAGAUUAAAAUCCAAGAUCCCGGUUUUCUUCAACCAGAAAACGAUGACAACGUUGAAGUUGUAUCAGUGAUAAAACAAUGUUUAAUAAAAGACGCGGAAGUUGAGCAUCAGAUCGUAAAAGAUGGGUGUUCAGCUUUUGGAAAAACAGAAAUCUAUUCCAGUGGUACAUCAUUGGAAUCAUCUUUGAAAGUUAACUUAAAUAAAAUUGUAUCAUCUGAAAGUACUAACGCAACAAUAAGAUGUUUUAUGGAUUUAUGCAUAAAAGGAUCCUCCAAUAACUGCCAACCGAAAUGUACGUCACGAAAAAAGAGAACGUUGAACGAUGUUAUAAAGCCUAAUUCCUCUGCUGAUUCCACAAACAAAUAUUUUCUCAAAUUCAACGGCGAAGAAUUUACUACUACGAUAUAUUUGAUGAAACCAACAGUUAUUCCUUUAGUCGAAUCCACAAAUUACACAGACGCAAAUGUGAAGCCAAUAAACACGAAGAACAAAAUCAAUAGUUCCCGAGAAGAAGACGAAAUUCAUCCCAAACUUCUUUUAAUCUGUAUAUUCGGCGGAUUAAUUCUUAUCUUAUUGAUUGUGUUGAUUGCCGGAGCUCUAUUAUAUCUUAGACGAGUGUGGAUAGCACAUGAUGAAAAGUGAUUUUUGUGGAAUUUCAGAAAUAAAAUAUUUUGUAUUAUCAA
Messenger RNA from Styela clava, 1387 nucleotides. RefSeq lists its product as uncharacterized. The record is from RefSeq and is a predicted model, not a curated record. Lineage: Eukaryota; Metazoa; Chordata; Ascidiacea; Stolidobranchia; Styelidae.